Messenger RNA from Xiphophorus hellerii (green swordtail), 1618 nucleotides. RefSeq lists its product as uncharacterized. Lineage: Eukaryota; Metazoa; Chordata; Actinopteri; Cyprinodontiformes; Poeciliidae. The record is from RefSeq and is a predicted model, not a curated record. The coding region runs from base 153 to 797 and encodes 214 amino acids. The transcript has 5 exons.
CACACGCGAACGUUUGUGCUCUUGAACAGCCCUCUAAACGCUGUAGAACCAGACGGACGUAGCACCGGGCAUAGGAGGAAACCUCAGCUGAGAGGCUCGCAGCCAUCAAAGUGAUUCAUCGGAUCAGUUUUAACUCCUGACUGGGUUGGAAGAUGAAGAUCGCUUUGCUGGGAGCCACUGGGCAGACUGGACAGUUUCUGGUCAAACAGGCGCUGGAGCAGGGCCAUACGGUCACCGCCGUCGUCAGGAACCCGGCGAAGCUCACAGUGCACCAUGACAACCUCAAGGUUGUGUCGGCUGAUAUUUUCUCAGCAGACAGCCUGAAGCCUCAUUUCAAAGACCAGGAUGUCGUCAUGUCCUGCCUCGGCUUUCCGGCUUCCUUCUUCUCCGGCGUGACGGGCUACACCACGUCGAUGGCGGCCGUGGUCAGCGCCAUGAGAGAGGCCCGGGUCAACAGGGUCAUCACCAUGACCUCUUGGUACACAGACCCUAACUCUGGAGCCCAGUCUCCGUUCCUGAUCCGGUUCCUUCUCCUGCCGAUGAUCCGCAGCGUCCUCAGCAACAUGUACGAGAUGGAGCGCUUCCUGCAGAAAACCGAGGACAUCAACUGGACCGUAGUUCGGCCGCCCGGCCUGAAGGACCUGGCAGCCUCAGCUCAGGAGUUUCUGACGCACGAGGGAUACUUUGUGCCUGACAGCAGCGCUCAGGUGGGAAGAGGAGACGUGGCUCGCUUCAUGCUGUCCCUGCUGAACAGCAACGCCUGGGUCAAGAAGGGCGUCGCCUUCACCACCAAAUGAAGUCACCGGCCGUUUCUAGCCACGCAGACGUUUUCUGGUUACUUUGGUGUCCGUGCUGCACUGCAAAAACAAAAUCUUCCCAAGUAUUUUGGUCUAGUUUCUACUGCAAAUUUGUUAGUUCACUUGAAAUAAAAACCAACUCAUAAGUUGGGUUGUUUAGAGUCAAUAACUCCUUAAUAUUGAUGAAAAAGUUCUAGUUUUUCUUCUAUAAGUUAAGGAGAUAUUGACUUAAAACAAGUUCAUGGAGCUCGCUGAGAAGUUACUGGUAAUUUAUUUCAAGUGUACUAAGAUAUUUUCACUAGAAACCAAGAUAAAAUUACUUGGUAAAAUGUUGUGUUGUACAUUAACCAAAGCUUUAAUGGGAGCAGCAGCAGCAUACCAGAUAGGGGCGUCGUCACUGUGCCUGCUCUUAUUACUAAAAAUAAACGUUAUAUAUUGUAAGUGUUCCAGGUAAAAUGCGUCAUAAAGGUCCAGUUUUCUCUACGCUCUUAAAUUUAUCCGUCUAAAUGACUAACAGAAGAAUUACCGGCUGGAUUUAAUUCACUGGGAUUUAAAAUAUUUCUGAUAAGGUUUAUAGGUGGUUGUGAACAUUUAGUCACUACUUCUCUUAUGGUACUAAAGGGCAAAAAUGAUUGAUUGGAUAAUUUUUCCAGACAUAUGAAUAUUUAGUAAGACUGUAAACACGUUUCCCUAAUAAAACUAUCAGCUUUACUGUGAGGUUUGAGUUAAAGUUGCAUUUAGAAAAGUUUAGAAAAUCUGCAGUCUUUUUGCAUGAACUAUGUUCAAAAAAUAUUCUUACAGUGGAUAAAACUUUACAAUUA